AUGAAUACUUUCCACGAAGACCAUAAAUCAAAAUCCGACCCAAGCAUCUCUUCAAACUCUUCCGAAAGCCUCGAACCCCAACUCUUCGACACCCACAUCUUAGCCUUCAUAAACCGAACAACCAGCAAGAACCUCACCCCCGAUUUCCUCAAACAAAAAGAACGCACCCUCAACAAAAUCCCUCCAAACAAAGAAAUCUCCGAAUACCACGGCCUUGUCUCCAGAGUCUUCCUCACAGCCGAAGACACAGCUAAACUAACAGACAGCACUUCCUCACUACGUACAAAGACUGAGUCCAUAAUAGUCCCUACAGGCAAGGAAUGCCCCUGCUGUAAGCACAAGUUAAUAAAAGAUGUUAAAGAGUUACAAAGGUUUUCGUUUUGGACAUCUGCUGAGACCUUCAGAAUCUUUGGAACUGGAGUACCUAUGUAUUUCUACUUUAUGAUAUUUCUCAUCAUCCUGCUCUUCUUAAUUGCUAUGGUAGUUUCCAUACCCACAAUCACACUUAACAUAAUUGAAAACAACAAAGACGAGCUUGGUGUGCGCUCUCCUUCUUUUUUGGUGUAUACUUCCAUUGGUAACCAUGGUAUAACCGCUUCUGACUUCACAAAGUCCUCAUCUAUCAACUCUAUAAUAGUCCUAAACAUGAUUGGCACCUUCAUAAUCUUCCUCGGCUACCGCAUCUACAGAUGCAUGAGUCUGAGAUUCGCCUCCAGAAUAGAUGAAGAGACCAUCACUCCUAGUAAAUUCACAGUAUUCGCAACUAAUAUCGCUAAAAAUACUACUAAAGAAGAGAUUAUUCAGUAUUUACAGAGAGAGCACCAAGCAGAAGGGAUUAAUAACGUGAUCUUGUGCUAUGAUAUUUCGAAGCCAGUCAAAAUGCUUAGACAGAAGUUUAGAAAAAGGAGAGCUGAGCAAAUGAAAAUUCAAACUUUAAAAGCAUAUUAUAAGAGAAUGCACAAAGAAAGACUGAUAGAAGAAGGAAAAGAAAUCAGAGAUAGUGAAGAUUUAUCGAAAGAUGAUGAAUCCUUGAAUACAAUCGACCUUCAAGUUGUUGAAAAUGCAAAUACCUAAAAGAUUCCUCUGUUUCAGAUGCCGAAAGAAAACUCUCAGACACA
Messenger RNA from Moneuplotes crassus, 1118 nucleotides. The record is from the annotation of a GenBank genome assembly. NCBI's taxonomy places the organism in Eukaryota, Ciliophora, Spirotrichea, Euplotida, Euplotidae.